Nylanderia fulva is the source of this 3730-nucleotide messenger RNA. The record is from RefSeq and is a predicted model, not a curated record. Lineage: Eukaryota; Metazoa; Arthropoda; Insecta; Hymenoptera; Formicidae.
CAUUGGUCGAUGUUGCGGUCAGCGGCAAUAACUGGCGAUAACCUGUUUUUCUCGCGGUCGUGUCUCUCCUCGCUCGAGACUACUCGAGACGUUCGAAGAGUCCGCGAGACAUUGAACGGCGUUACGAGAAGAACGGUAACGUGACAUGUAAUAGGUCUCGCUCCGUCGUCGCCCGAUACAUCAUCUGUCAAAAAUUCCCGUCCCUUGAUGUGUCCGCGCGCGUGGCGACGCAAUCCCGCGAUAAAUCUGUGUGAUGAUCUCUGUGACGGCGAAAGCAGUGUCGGGGAAAUCGAAGCCGCGCUUCCGGGACGUCAGUAAGAUCCUGAUUUAUUGACGAAGGCGCGAGGAAGUGCUCUGAGGAAGAAUGACGGAGAGUUUGAUAAACGAGUGGCUGGCGGAUUGCAAGGACGUCUCGCCGUCCGAGCUGCACACCUUCGCCAGCACGCUUUCGCAGGAUAACGAGAUCGUGCGAGCGCUUUACAUGCUCUUGGAAGAGCGCACUAAAUACACCGAGUUGAUGGACGCAGUGUGUAAUCAAUUAUAUAAUUUUUAUCGAUCUCGAGAAAUAGAAUUGCAAAGGUUUACUCUGCAAUUUCUGCCAACACUGAUAUAUAUUUAUCUAAAUUCUGCUGCACAUGGUGAUAUUAAGAGCUGUCGUUCCCUUGAAACUCUAUUAAUUGGAUUAUAUAAUUUAGAAGUGGUUGAUAAAUCAGGACAACAAAAAGCAAUCUCAUUUAGACUACCAUCUCUUGCUAUGUUAUCUAUAUAUCAUGAGCCUGCAAGUUUAGCUCCAGCCUCACUAACAGAAAGUGCAGUCCGUCGUUUUGAAGAGUGUAAUUCAAAACUUGUGAGUUGGGGUCCAUUGCAACAAGUGGAAACAUUGAAUGCGCAAAACAGAUUAAAAGUCAUGACAGCACUGCUAUUUAUCUAUAAUCAACAACUUGGUUAUAUAAAUAAAUUUGCUUUAGAACAAUUGUGCAAGGUUGCAACAAAACUUGUCACUCAAGGGUUCAUGAAACCAGGACAUCAUCAACGUUCUUCAUAUGGCAGUGAGUCUAGCUUUGUUCCAAGGCUUUUACCACGUAUACCAGUAUCCAGCCAAUUUCUCUUGGAAUUCUUGCAUGCUGUAUAUUUUGCCAUGUAUAACGAAUGCUGGUAUAUAGGAAAUCAGGCUGUAGAAGACAUUCACAAUAGAGCGUGUUACGAAGCAUAUCCAAAUGUAAUGUUGGUUACCAACGCUGUACGAAAUUCUGCCAGUUCUGGAGCACCAGGUCAACCGAGCGAUGGACCAAUUGGAAUUAGUGUUGCAUUGUCCCCAGCAACUACUACACCAACUGUUUCAAAGUCUAUGAUCACAAAUGCUUCCUUUCGUACUAAGAAAUUACCAGACGAUCUGGAUGAGAAGUUAUUUGCGGUCGAAUUGAGCAAUUGUCAAGUCGAGAAGCAACAGCAACCGGCGGUAUCCGGCAGCAGCAAACGUCGUCAAUGGCCUUGGAAACACACACUUCCAAAUUCGGGCGAUAAGAAGGAUACGCAGGGCAUAGGAAAGGCGCAAUCUUCCUCCUCGGAAGGUUCUAGACGUGGGAGUGUAUGCAGCAGCAGCCAAAGCUCACCGAUAAAGUCCUCUCCUAAAAAGAGCAAAGAUCAACAAUCAAAGAAAACGACGACUCCCGACGAUGUCGCCAGUCCGAAAAGUAAAAAAGACAGUAACGUAAAGGGCGAUUCUUCUUUUUCCGACGACAGAUUGCCUAAUGCGCAUCUGUAUAGCGUGUUAGAGGAGCAAGCUCUAGGAGAGAUUAUUCGCGAAUCGGUGGAAAAUGUAUAUACAGAAGGAAGCAACAGUAGACAGAUGAAAUUUUGCGCCACUGCCGCAUUGUCAUCAAACAUAUGGUAUUAUCACUUCAGUUACAACACUAUAGGAUGGCAUGACAUACCAAUACAAGUUAUAAAAGAUGAUACUACCGGAGAGGGUAAAAGUAACCUGGUAUCAAUCUCGGAGGAACAAGAAACAACAGAGCCGAAUCGUAUUGGUUCCAUGAGACAAUCAAAGGAUCAAAAGACUGCUUCAAAGAUUACAAAUUUCCCUGUACUCGGCAAGAAACCCAAAGAAAAGGAGGGAAAAGUAAUGAAAAACGCUCAUGUUGUAUUGUCCGAGAAGGAGAAGAAACUUAGUUCCCAAACAACAUCGAAGGAGAACAUUAAAGGAAGUUUAUCAAUGUUGAAUAGUGAUCAACAAGCGGAAGUCGAUGGAAAUAUUAACGGAUGUGCGAUCCGAAAGAAAAAUAAUAGUGUAGAAAACAAUACGAUCAUAAUAGAUUCAAAUGUUGCGUUGAUUGAAAACGAGAGACUGGCGUUAGGUAGUGAUGUUACUGAAGGUAGUAUGGAAAAUUCUAUUAAUUUAAGAGCGCAUAAUGAAACAGAGUCUAUAGCUUCUUCUAUCCAAGUUAGCUCUGUUUAAUGAUGAGAUAUAAAGAGAUAUAAAAUGUUACAUAUAAAUAGUAAUGGGCUGAAAACACAUUGCGGCUCCUGGAUUCUCACCGCGGUCUUAUUAGAUUGUGACGUCAGAGAAAGCACACGCUGAAAAUUCUUAGAUGCCAUUUUUAGCACACUUAAAAUACUUCUAAAAUUAUUUUUUUUCCUUGACAAUCAAUAAAUAACCGUAAAAUGAUCGUGAUAUCAGAUUUUGUCAUGCGAAAUAAACGCGCAUGUGCAAAGACCAGACGGAAUCUCAUAUUGUCAUUUUACAGCUAUUGAUUGAUUAUAAAGAAAAAAGGAGAGUUUUCGAGAUAUUUUAAGAGUGUGCUAAAAUUAUCUGAAGUGCUAUUUCAUCGAAAUAUCUUUUUAUUUCGAAAUGACAUCUAAGAACUUUUAGCGUGUGUUUUCUCAUUUCUGACAUUACAAUUCCAACGGUCGGCAAGGAGCCAGAAGCCUUAAACAAAUAAGUCGUUCUCUUCCAACUAGCAAAUCUGAUAAAAUGUAUAACGUGUACAUGUUGCCUUUUCCUAGAAUUAUUUAAGAUCACAUACUAUUUUCCCAAUAAUAAUAUUAAUAAUACGUGUACAUUACCACUGCAUUGCAAUACUUCGAAUAGGAAUCAUAUUUUUCUUGACAUGUAGUAAUCUUAGUCAGUCCAUUACUCUAAUGAUCUCCAUGAUAAAUUAAAAAAUGGGAGAGGGAACAAUAUGAACUAAAGGUAUACAUGAUUGUUUAGUGUUUUGUGUAUAUUAGUAUAUAUUGACUAAUUUUUGUAAUUAAAUCUAUAAUUUAUUCGAUAUAUUUUAUAAAUAUAUAUCAGAAUAUGUGGUAUUAUAAUCUCCAUAUCCUUGAUACAGUUGUCAAAUUUCACUUCUAGAAGUCAUAGAUCAUUAUAACCCAGGAAACGCGCGUGUGUGCGCAUAAGUAUUAUCACAAUGCAAUGUAAUAUCAAUAUAUAUUUAUAUUUAACCCAGAUGUGCCUUGAUGCACUUGUGAUGAAACUUUCUUUAUCGUCCUAGAUAUGUAGAUAAUAAAUUUGUGAUGAAGGGAAGAGAGGAAGAAUGUCUAAAUAAAAAGUCGCAAUACCGCUUUAUUAGUAAGCAGGAUGAAUAUGUAUUUAUAUAUAGAAUAUUAGGCAUGUCUGGGUUGAAUAACAUAAAUUUGUUAUUAUUUUCAUUCUAAUUGUUCCGAUAUGAUAUUAAGAAUUUGUGACGAAUCAUCUGUUUUUGCAGUUAUAAACAAUUGUAAACAUUUA